GUUUUUGCACGACGUCCCACAAAGUCGCCACCCUCCAACGUGUCCGUGGUGACUGAAUCGUCCGACCGCGACAGGACGAGUCGAAGGAGAUGGGCGAAGUAGGGGAGAUCGUGCGCAUCGCUCUGCCCAACGAUUCGAAGCUAGGGAUUGCUAUCACCCCGCCGAAGCAUGGGGUCACCGUGCGUGGUCUCAAGAUUGACAAGGUCCAGAACGAACUCUUUGUCGGACGCAUCUCGCACGGCGACUUGAUGCUCGAAAUUGGCGGGGUCCAGUUGGACGGCAUGAAGUUUGCCGACGCCGUGAACCUCAUUAAGACUCUGCCGCGACCGCUGGAGCUUACGUUUGAAAUCGUUCCGACACACAUGAAGAAAACGGUGACGGCGAAAGAAGGCGGCGAGGAAGAUUUCGACAAAAUCCCAUCGUAUAACGUCGUACUGGACGGUGACAAGAUUGGUUUCCAGCUCGACGACGGGUCCCGCCUUGGGAUUGACGGGACGGUUGUCAAGGCUGUGCGGGACCAAGCGGAAGAAGCCGGCAUUGCCGUGGGAGAUAUUGUGUACAAGGUCAACGGCACCGAAGUGUUGUUUAUGAGUUUGAAACAAGUCCAGAAGCUCAUUAAGGCGACGCUGCCGCCGCGAAGUUUGGACUUUAUUCCGAAACUCUACUUGGAGGAGGUGCAGCGGAUGAACCAGCAGAUGUCGGCGAUGGAGAAACAGCUACGAACGCCCAUCCCCAAGCACGACACACAGGAAGAAAAGUCGAUUACGGAAAUCAUCAAGGAGCAUCGCGCAACUAAAAUCAAGGAAGGACCGAUGUACAAGCAAGGGCGUAUGGUGAAGAACUGGAAGCUGCGCCACGUCGUACUGCGCGUGACCAAGCUCGAGUACUUCAAAGAUGCUCGGGAUAAGAUUCCCCAAGGUAUCGUGGACUUUGAAAACUGCCGGUGCACGGUGCGUCCGCUUCCAUCCGCCGUCAAGACUUCGUCGACGCCGGGAGGGCAUUUGCUCGAACUCGCCGCGGGUGACCGUGUGCUUGUCAUGUCGUGCACGACAGAGAACGAAAAGGAAGAUUGGCUGGAGGCCCUUCGAGUGGCGAUCGAUGCGUCCAAAGCAGUGACACGUCAGGAGUCGUCUCUCGGGUAUAACCAGGAUCCAAACGUCCUGCGGCGCGAUGAAUCAAUUCUCAACAAAACGUUCAAGUCCCUCGAGUCGGGUGCGGUCAAGCGCCGCGAGUCCAACGGUGUCGUGAUACCCCCCACGCUGACGCAGCAGCUGUCGAUUCAACCGGGCGAUGCCGGCCAGUCCGCGGUCAAAAUUGAAGUGUGCGCCGUCGCGAACCUCACCAAAGCGUUCUUUCAUGUGUUGAAUCCGUUUUGCGAAGUGACGCUCGGCGCCGAGACGUUCAAAACGCCCGUCGUGCGGGAUACGGUCAACCCUGUGUGGAACCAAGAUAACAAGGUUGUGUUUGGUGUGGUCGAUGACGACGCUGUCAUCGAAAUCCGCGUGUUUGACGAGCGGUCGUUUCGUGGAUCGGAGCUCCUGUCGACACUGACAAUUCCGCUCUCGUCGCUGCCCAACAAACAAAAGAUCGAACACACGUAUCCACUGAUCCUGGCAGACCGAUCCGCCCACGCAUCCAUCACGAUGAAGUUGGAGUACAGCAAGAAUAGCCACGCGGUGCAGGACUAUCCUUCACUCCAGAUGAACACGCCCGUGCCUGACAUGCUGGCCGUGCCGUCCCUCCAAGUCAAGAAAGCAAUAUCCGAGGCCAACACGACGGGUCUCACGCAAGAAGAAAUCGACAAGAUGAAUGAAAUGUCGGAAGUUGCUGAUGCCGCUGCCGACGAUGCCAGUCGUAUUGCGAAGCAAGCCCAGGAACUUGCCAAUUCGUUGAUCGAAGAAGCUCGGCGGAAAGCUGAGAUGGCCAUUGAAGCGGCGCAACUGGAGGCGAUGGGUCAGAAAGCAGCAGCGGAAGAGGCUCGAGCCGCGGCCAAAUUGGCGCGCGAACAGGCCGAUUUGCAAAUGGCUGCUGCGCGCAAAGCGCAGGAGGAGCUGCACGAGGCCCAAAAACGCAGACAACUCAUUCGAUCCGGGUCGACGACGGUCAAUUUGGGCGGAAGCAGCGGUGGUCAAAGCGGCGGGUUUGGUCAAUUCUUGGCGUAUCGUACCAUGUUUGUCAAAGAAAAGAUGAGUGAAGAAGACGUGCGUGCAAAGAUGGUGUCGGACGGCAUCGACGACGAACAAAUCAAUCACUUCUUUGAUGGGAUUAAGGACUACCGUGCAAAAAUGGCAGAGCUGGAGCAGCAGGUGGAAACCCUCAAGCGCGAGCGUAGCAUGAAGAAGCGCGAAGAGGAGGCGAAGCGGACAAGUGAACCGUCAGCUGCGGUCAUGCUGCAGUCGGGAACGAUCUCAAGCGACCAGGAGAAGAUUUUGCGCCGUCUACUCAAGUUGGAAAGGCAGUUAAAGCAGGCAGGGAUUGUUGUUGCCGAAGACAUUCCGUACGAAGAAGCCCAGAAGAAAGUUGAGGAAAUCUCCCGCCGCAUGGGCGAGAUCGGGUCGGCGGACGUGACGCACCCAGACCCUGCGACGCAAAAACUCCUGCGUGAAGAGUAUUUCAAGCUCGAGCAAGACAUGGAAAAGUACAACGGGGCGCUCAUGUUGACAGACGAGUACGCGGCAGAGCAGGAGCGCAAGGAGCGCGAGUGGGAGGAGGAAAAUCGUGAAGAGAAUGAAAAGGCCUUACGCGCGAUCCGUCGCAUGAUGCCAGUCGACGUCAAAUCGAUGUCGGAAGCGCAACUCCAAGCAAUCGAAACCACGACGGGAAAGAAGCUCUCGCGCGAUGUCGCGCUCAAGUUCAAGCGCACGAACGUGCUUGAAAUCCUCCGGACAAACCCGAUGGAUCUACAAAAGAACCAUCCGAGUUUGCUUGACGGGCUUCGUGUGACCGGAUUGACUGUCACCGAGCGCCGUGCGCUGCACCUACAUUUGCGCGAGGUGGCCGAGACGUGGAAGAGCCAGCAAAAAGAAGAAAUGGCCGCGCGCAAGUACGCCUGGUUUAAAAGUCUCAAAGAUACGUUCAAGACUGCAGUCGGCGCGUACAACCGGCAUGUUGCCCAGUACGGACCGCCCGGCAACCAUCCGUAUGCGACGCGUGAUGACCCUGGCGUUGGGUGCCCCAUGAUUGGGAAGCAGUGCCCGUUGAAAGCCGACGCCGCCCCUGCGUACAACAUCGAUUUGGGCUUUCCCGAAGGCCCGGUGUACCAGCAAGUGAAUGUGACGCUGUCCACUCCCGACGAUGUAGGCGCCGCUGCCAAAGCCGAGCUCGAAAGACUCAAAGCUGCCAAGAACGAACAAGCCUCGAUCGAGCGCGAGAAAGACCUCAAGGAGCACUACAAACACGUCAAGGGCAACACGCUCGUGCUGGUGAAGGCGGCCAACGGCGCGUGCGAAAACUUGUCGGAGCUAGUCGACAAGAUUGAGCAGAAGCAGAAGGAAUGGUUCAAGAAAAUUCUUAAUACCGGUCCGAGUGAGCCGAGUGCUGCAGCCAAGAAAGCCGAAGUUGCUGAAUUUGAUGACCUCAUCCAGGAAUUGCGCUUAAAGUCCAACCAGUUUGCCGAACGCUCGGGCAUGUACUUGCAAGGACGGCGCAACCCCGAAAAGGACACACCGGACACCCGAUCGUUCCACGAGCUCAAUCACGUGCUGCUCAUGAUCGAAGCGGUUGAUGAUUGCUUUGCGGGACUCGACGACCGAAUGAAGAAAAUUCGUUUUGACGACGAAAAGCGAUUACGCGGCGCGAUCAAGACCGUCACGGACGUGACGAACGAGCUCAAGUCGAGGAGUCAAGCCACACUAAAGUCACUGGGACCGAAUCCUGCCCUCGCGCGCAAACUCAAAUCGAGGGCGGAACUGCUCAAAGAAGUCAAGGCCGAAGCAGCUGCUGCGGCCCCUGCAGCAAGUGCUCCAGAGGACGAUACACCGGUCCGACCGCCACAUCCCAUGAUGGGUGGGCGAGGUGGUGGACGUGGCGGCAAUCCAUUGCUGGCGGCCAUCAAUGCAAAGAAGAAGGACGACGACGACGACGACACGGGACGCCGUCCGAAUCCGAUGGGAGGACGCGGCGGAGGCAAUCCGCUUAUGGCGGCCAUCGCGGCAAGAAAAAAAGGAGGCGACGAUGGCGACGAUGCCCCGCCAGCUCGUCCCCCUAAUCCUCUUAUGGCGGCUAUCGCAGCAAGGAAGAAGCCAGACGAUGACAGCGAGCCUCCUGCUCGUCCUGUAAAUCCCCUUAUGGCGGCGAUUGCUGCGAGAAAGAAACCGGAUGACGACGAUGCACCGCCAGCGCGACCUGUGAAUCCACUCAUGGCAGCGAUUGCAGCUAGAAAAAAGCCCGAUGACGACGAUACACCCCCCGCUCGUCCUGCCAACCCCCUCAUGGCAGCCAUAGCUGCAAGGAAGAAACCAGACGACGACGACGACUCUCCUCCAGCACGUCCUGCGAAUCCCCUCAUGGCAGCAAUUGCUGCACGUAAAAAGAUUGAAUAAUAGACGAAGCGUGGUGGCGAUGUAAAACGGAUGAUGCUGCGUUGCCAACAAUAUCGUUUACACAAGUCAAAGUGGUGUCGAGGACGCAGUCGUGGUCCGCACGUGUCAAGACGAGGGCACGUUCGAGCGCAAGGGAAGCGCCAACGUAUCGUCAGCGCCGAUACAAAGAAGUCGGAGGCGUCAUCAAGAUGGUUCGACGCACGACACAACCGGGUGCUUGUGGAGAUUGGUUUACAUCUUGGGCAGUUACGAAUUUAAUAUAUACAUCCA
Aphanomyces invadans is the source of this 4811-nucleotide messenger RNA. RefSeq lists its product as hypothetical. The transcript has 3 exons. The record is from RefSeq and is a predicted model, not a curated record. Gene Ontology annotation, cellular component: plasma membrane. Gene Ontology annotation, biological process: actin cytoskeleton organization. Gene Ontology annotation, molecular function: protein binding. Lineage: Eukaryota; Oomycota; Saprolegniomycetes; Saprolegniales; Verrucalvaceae. The coding region runs from base 90 to 4541 and encodes 1483 amino acids.